Pogonomyrmex barbatus (red harvester ant) is the source of this 955-nucleotide messenger RNA. RefSeq lists its product as uncharacterized. Lineage: Eukaryota; Metazoa; Arthropoda; Insecta; Hymenoptera; Formicidae. The record is from RefSeq and is a predicted model, not a curated record.
ACGAUGACGUUUCACUCGCGAGCAUCGGUCGCGCCUCGCCGAGAUCCACGAGGCGCCCGAGGCGAGGAGGAGCGCGAGGUGACGAGGUGGAGACGACGACGGCGACGACGACGACGGUGCCCCUCGGUCUCGAGACCUCCGCCGCGCGGCCACGAAGUCGACAGCUUGCUGCACGCUGCACAAGACGACGAUCGCGACGUCGCGGCUUCCCGCAGCCGCAUCACGCGGAGAGACCUCUCUCUCUCUCCUUCGGCUUCGGGCCGAACGGACGGACGAACGGACCCAGCGAGAACACUCGAGAUACACCCACUGUACACGGCGAAAACGUCAGAGAGAACGUCGGAGAGCGAACGUGGAUCGUGCGAUCCGACGCAACGCGGCGGACUCGACCGAGCCGAACGACGGGACGAACGUAUGUGCCCGCGCCGCGGCCACCGCCGCUCGGGUCCGGGCCCAGGGCCGUACGACCCCGCGCGUGACGCUCGGUGGAAGACCCGACACUCGGAUCUACACUUGACCCGCAUUCCUGGCACGUAUAUGGAGCCGGAUUGUGACGAGGAUUUGUCGCAUGAUACUUUCCUGAGUUCUGGGCGGCAGAAACGGACAAACGGUUCCGCAAGGUGGUGGCACCUGCCGGAACCGUAAUCGUCAUUGCUGCAUACGAACAGGAGAGCUUCUCUGCGCCUAAACGGCAUUAAUGAACGGCAAUGUUUAGAGUUUGAACAUCUCCUACCCUAUUCGGCGCAUCUGUGACGUCAACAUAAUUCUAAUCGUAUGAGAAUUUCCUUAGCGCGACUAUAAUAGCGCAGCGUAACAACCUGUCUAGCUGUAAUGUUUAUCCAUAACUGAACGAAGGUUAACAAUUAGCAGUAAUGUUGUCUUAGAUCUGUAUUUCAACUAAAACUAAUUGGUUUUUUAUCAAAUAAACAUGACUUUUUUUCAUGCAAUAGUAUAA